ACCAAGGUAUUUUAUGAGUGCAAAAAAAUUAAAAGCUGCUGUUGUUAUGUCAGGAUGCGGUCAUCUUGAUGGAACAGAAAUAAGAGAAGCUGUUUUAAGCUUACUAAUACUCGAUCAACAAGAAGUAAAUACUACAUGUUUUGCACCUGAUAUUAGCAUCCCACAAGUUAUAAACCAUAAAACAAGAGAGGCAAUAAAAGAGAAAAGAAAUGCACUUGUAGAAACCGCAAGAAUUACAAGAGGUGAAGUAUAUGACUUAAAAGAAGCUAAAGUUGAAGAUUUUGAUCUAUUAAUUAUACCCGGAGGAUAUGGAGUUGCAAAAAAUUUAUCCAACUUAGAUGAAAAUAAAGGCACAACAACAGUAAUACCUGAAUUUAGAAAGUUAGUUCUAGAGUUUUUUGAUAAAAAAAAACCAAUUGGAGCAAUAUGUAUCUCCCCUGUCAUAAUUACUUCUAUCUUAAGCAAAAAAGCUACAAUAAAAGUAACUAUAGGAGAUGACAAAACCCAGUUAAUAGAAAAAUUUGGUGGAGAGCAUAUAAAAUGUGAUACAGAGUUAUCAAUAGAAGAUGAAACGCAUAAUAUAUUUUCCUGUUCUGCUUAUAUGAGGGAGGAAAGUUUAUUUGCUAUAUAUAAAGGGAUAAAGCAUAUGAUUGAAGGCAUGAUAAGAAAAAUUAAUAAAAAAGAUUAAACAAAAUU
This is a messenger RNA of Cinara cedri, 696 nucleotides long. The record is from the annotation of a GenBank genome assembly. NCBI's taxonomy places the organism in Eukaryota, Metazoa, Arthropoda, Insecta, Hemiptera, Aphididae.